Molecule: messenger RNA, 1842 nt
Organism: Penicillium alfredii
Lineage: Eukaryota; Fungi; Ascomycota; Eurotiomycetes; Eurotiales; Aspergillaceae
Gene: mirC
Product: siderochrome-iron transporter MirC
Exons: 5
Coding region: 1-1842 (613 amino acids)
Biological process (GO): siderophore transmembrane transport
Molecular function (GO): siderophore-iron transmembrane transporter activity
Source: RefSeq, a predicted model, not a curated record
AUGCCGUUACUUGAUCCGCGUUCGGGGCCGUCCUAUGGUACGAUCGAGCAGGAGGAUUCCCGCAUGGAUAAUGAGAGGGAUGAGCUGUUGCCGGACCAGUAUGAUACUGAGCCCGGAUCCAGUGCAACGUCCACAUCGGGCGAGCUUCAGGAUGGGGUCCAAAAAAUCGAGGCCAUCAACCUGACCUGGACCACAUGGUCUUUGGUCAUAGCCUAUGUCAGUAUAUUUCUCAUGGCCUUUUGUACGUCUCUAGAAAGCCAGACUGUCAUAUCCCUGUCUGCCUAUGCAACGAGUGCUUUCAGUAAACACUCGUUAAUCUCGACGGUGCUCGUCGUUCAGAAUGUGGUGAAUGCUGUCAUCAAGCCCCCGAUGGCAAAGGUCGCAGAUGUGUUCGGCCGCUUCGAGGCCUUCUGCGUGAGCAUCCUUAUAUACGUCCUGGGUUACGUCCAGAUGGCCGCGUCGACCAACGUUCAGACCUACGCAUCCGCCCAAAUCUUCUAUUCCGCCGGCUCGACAGGCUUGCAGAUUCUCCAACAAGUGUUCAUUGCCGACAGCAGCGAUCUGCUGAACCGUGCCUUUCUCGCUCUCCUUCCCGAGUUCCCAUUCUUGGUGACCGUCUGGCUCGGCCCGACCAUUGCAGGCGUGGUGCUUCGGACAACCUCGUGGCGAUGGGGCUAUGGCAUGUGGGCCAUUUUGUUGCCGGCAUCUUUCCUGCCACUCGCCCUCUCGUUGCUUUUGAAUCAGCGAAAGGCUCGGAGGCUGAAUCUGAUUCGAGCACCGAGAUCAAGGCGACACAAGGACCUUGUUGUCAUUAUUCAACGGACUUGGUAUGAUUUGGACGUCGGAGGACUGACGCUUCUAUCCGCUGCGGUCACUUUGAUCCUUGUACCGCUGACUCUUGCGGCCAACGCCAAGAAUGGGUGGAAAAACGCGAGCAUCAUUGUGAUGAUCGUGGUGGGCAUCGUCUGCUUGAUAAUUCUGCCGUUCUGGGAAUCCUCAAAGAAAUUAGCUCCCAAGCCUUUACUGUCUUUGCACCUGUUGAAGCAGAAAACUGCUCUUGCGGGUUGCGCAUUGGCAUUCUGGUAUUUCAUGGCCUUUUACUUUUCCGUUCAACCAUACCUGUAUUCCUACCUCCAAGUUGUCCAAGACUACGACGUUGCCACAGCUGGCCGCGUCACCCAGACAUUUGCCUUCACAUCCACCAUCGCCGCCUUCAGCGUGUCCAUCUUGAUCAAGUAUACCCGGCGAUACCGUGUCUACGUGACACUGGGCUGUGUUGUCUACAUGUCCGGCCUAGCAAUGAUGCUCCUGUGCCGAGGCGAAGGAGCCUCGCACCUCCAAGUCCUGGGUACCCAGAUCAUGGUCGGUUGUGGCGGGGGCUUGCUCAAUGUGCCUGUGCAGCUCGGCGUCCAAGCCUCGGCCAGCCACCAGGAAGUCGCCGCAGCCACGGCGAUGUUCCUGACCUCGAUGGAGAUGGGCGGUGCCGUCGGUGCCGCCAUCUCGGGGGCCGUGUGGUCGUCUUUCAUCCCGCAGAAGCUCCUCCGCUACCUGCCCGACGAGACCAAGUCCGAGGCUGGCGAAAUCUUCGGCAAGCUGACCAAGGCCCUGUCGUACCCGAUGGGUUCGCCUACUCGCAUCGCCAUCAACCGCGCCUACCAAGAGACUAUGAACCGGCUGCUGAUGCUUGCACUCGUCGUCACCCUGCCUCUCAUCCCGCUCAGUCUCAUGAUGGUGGACUAUAAACUUGAUAAGAUGGGCCAUGGCAAUUCCGAACCCUCCCGCGACCCGUCACCGGUUGGGGCAGCGCCCGACUCCGACGACCAGCACUUCAAACGAACCUAA